CCUGUAUUUCAUGCAGUGGAGCCCUACACCAAGAAGGAGCUGUCUGCCGUCCCUCUGCCUGACAUCAUCCGCACCUACAAGGUGAUGGCAGCUGAGAACAUCCCAGAGAACCCACUCCGUUUCCUCUACCCAGACAUCCCCAAAGACAAGUCCUUCGGGAAGUACUACGCCAGGGCCUCUGAGGCAUCAGAGACCAUGGAUGUGGCGAGUCCCACCGACAGAGAAUACGAAACGAUCGAUAUCAUAUCAGUGUCAGGACAGCAAGACGAGAGGGUGUUCAUGUUGCAAGAAAAGCUGGAAAGUGGAUCAGUGCUCCAUUGUUGGAGUGAAAGUCCUAAGAAUAUUGAUAAUGCUGUGAUGGCCCAGUGGUGCCAGCUGGAACUACUGGAGUCUAAAUACCAGGAGCAGGUCCACCAGCUCUAUGAUGACUCCUUCCCCAUGGACAUCAGACAGUACCUCAGUAAGUGGAUUGAGAGCAUCGACUGGGAUAAUGUGGCUGUUGACGAAUCCCUGGCCACUGUCCGCUUCCACGAUCUCCUAGCCCGUCUUGAUGACCAACACAGCCGCUUCGCCCUGGAGAAAGACCUCCUGCGACAACACAACAUCCGCAAGUUCAAGGGAAACCUCCAGGACCGCUUUCAGAAGGACCCCGUUCACAUGGCCAUGAUCAUCUCCAGAAACCUGAAGGAGGAGCGGAGGAUUCUGGCUGCUGCCAAAAGCAUAGAGACUGACAGAGAAAACACACAGACCACCAUGGUUCUGGAGAAGCAAAAGCUGGACAACAAAGUCAAAGACAUGAAAAACAAGGUUCAGGAAGCGGAUCAGAAUAUAAAGUCUCUGGAAUACCUUCAAGACGAGCAUGACUUUAAGGAAAAUAUUCUUAAGAAAAGAGAACAUGAAAUGAACGGGCUGACACCCAAACAGCUGGAACACGAGAAGCUGCAGAUUGGAGUGAUGUGUUUCAAGCUGAAAUUCAAGAGAGUGGAAGUGGUUGGCCAGUUGGCGGAGGUGCUCAACAUGGCCGAGGCGGUCCAGUCACACUUGAUCUCAGAGGAGCUGCCUGAGUGGAAGAAGAGGCAGCAGAGCUCCUGUAUUGGAGGACCACCCAACGCAUGUCUGGACCAACUGCAGAACUGGUUCACAGCGGUGGCAGAAAGCCUGCAGCAGGUGAGGCAGCAGCUGAAGGAGCUCCAGGAACUAGAGCAGAAGUACACAUACGACAACGACCCAAUCAAACAGCAGAAAGGCUUCCUGGAGGUGCGGGCCCUGGCACUGUUCCGGAACCUCCUAGAACAUUCCUUGGUGGUAGAGAGACAGCCCUGUAUGCCCACACAUCCACAGAGACCUCUGGUGCUGCAGACAAAGAUGCCGUUCACUGUCAAGCUCAGAUUUCUUGUGAAGCUCCAGGAAUUCAACUAUCAACUCAAAGUGAAAGCUUUGUUUGACAAGGACGUUACAGAAAAUAAAGGGUUUCGUAAGUUCAACAUAUUGGGCACCAACACAAAAGUUAUGACUAUGGAGGAGUCAAAUGGAAGCUUGGCUGCAGAGUUUUUCGAGUUGAACCUGCAAGAGCAGAGAGUGACUGGAAGAGGAAAGAAAGAGGGGCCUCUUAUUGUGACAGAGGAGCUGCACUGCAUCUGCUUUGAGUCGGAACUCCGCCAGUCAGGUCUGGAAAUCAAACUAGGGACCAUCUCCCUGCCCAUCGUGGUCAUCUCCAACUGCAACCAGCUGCCCAGUGGCUGGGCCUCCAUCCUGUGGUACAACAUGCUGACCAGCGAGCCCCAGGACCUGGAGUUCUUCCUGAGCCCUCCGACAGUGUCCUGGGGUCAGCUAUCUGAGGUGCUGAGCUGGCAGUUUUCCUCUGUCACCAAGAGGGGGCUCAAUGAUGAGCAGCUAGGCAUGCUGGCUGACAAACUACUGGGCCAGAAAGCACAGAGGAAUCCUGAGGGCCUUAUCUCCUGGACCAUGUUCGGUGCUGUCAAGAGCCUCCGUAAGAAUAGCGUUCCCUUCUGUCUGUGGAUCGAAGACAUCCUGGACCUCAUCAAGAGACAUCUGCUGUCCCUGUGGAAUGAUGGUUGCAUCCUGGGCUUUGUGAGUAAGGAGAGGGCAAAGGCCAUGCUGACUGGGAAGUGUCCAGGCACGUUCCUUCUGCGCUUCAGUGAGAGUAGCAGAGGCGGAGCCAUCACAUUCACUUGGGUGGAACACGACCUAUACGAUAAGCCUGUAUUUCAUGCAGUGGAGCCCUACACCAAGAAGGAGCUGUCUGCCGUCCCUCUGCCUGACAUCAUCCGCACCUACAAGGUGAUGGCAGCUGAGAACAUCCCAGAGAACCCACUCCGUUUCCUCUACCCAGACAUCCCCAAAGACAAGUCCUUCGGGAAGUACUACGCCAGGGCCUCUGAGGCAUCAGAGACCAUGGAUGUGGCGAGUCCCACCGACAGAGAAUACGAAACGAUCGAUAUCAUAUCAGUGUCAGGACAGCAAGACGAGAGGGUGUUCAUGUUGCAAGAAAAGCUGGAAAGUGGAUCAGUGCUCCAUUGUUGGAGUGAAAGUCCUAAGAAUAUUGAUAAUGCUGUGAUGGCCCAGUGGUGCCAGCUGCAACUACUGGAGUCUAAAUACCAGGAGCAGGUCCACCAGCUCUAUGUUGACUCCUUCCCCAUGGACAUCAGACAGUACCUCAGCAAGUGGAUUGAGAGCAUCGACUGGGAUAAUGUGGCUGUUGACGAAUCCCUGGCCACUGUCCGCUUCCACGAUCUCCUAGCCCGUCUUGAUGACCAACACAGCCGCUUCGCCCUGGAGAAAGACCUCCUGCGACAACACAACAUCCGCAAGUUCAAGGGAAACCUCCAGGACCGCUUUCAGAAGGACCCCGUUCACAUGGCCAUGAUCAUCUCCAGAAACCUGAAGGAGGAGCGGAGGAUUCUGGCUGCUGCCAAAAGCAUAGAGACUGACAGAGAAAACACACAGACCACCAUGGUUCUGGAGAAGCAAAAGCUGGACAACAAAGUCAAAGACAUGAAAAACAAGGUUCAGGAAGCGGAUCAGAAUAUAAAGUCUCUGGAAUACCUUCAAGACGAGCAUGACUUUAAGGAAAAUAUUCUUAAGAAAAGAGAACAUGAAAUGAACGGGCUGACACCCAAACAGCUGGAACACGAGAAGCUGCAGAUUGGAGUGAUGUGUUUCAAGCUGAAAUUCAAGAGAGUGGAAGUGGUUGGCCAGUUGGCGGAGGUGCUCAACAUGGCCGAGGCGGUCCAGUCACACUUGAUCUCAGAGGAGCUGCCUGAGUGGAAGAAGAGGCAGCAGAGCUCCUGUAUUGGAGGACCACCCAACGCAUGUCUGGACCAACUGCAGAACUGGUUCACAGCGGUGGCAGAAAGCCUGCAGCAGGUGAGGCAGCAGCUGAAAGAGCUCCAGGAACUAGAGCAGAAGUACACAUAUGACAACGACCCAAUCAAACAGCAUAAAGGCUUCCUGGAGGGGCGGGCCUUGGCACUGUUCCGGAACCUCCUAGAACAUUCCUUGGUGGUAGAGAGACAGCCCUGUAUGCCCACACAUCCACAGAGACCUCUGGUGCUGCAGACAAAGAUGCCGUUCACUGUCAAGCUCAGAUUUCUUGUGAAGCUCCAGGAAUUCAACUAUCAACUCAAAGUGAAAGCUUUGUUUGACAAGGACGUUACAGAAAAUAAAGGGUUUCGUAAGUUCAACAUAUUGGGCACCAACACAAAAGUUAUGACUAUGGAGGAGUCAAAUGGAAGCUUGGCUGCAGAGUUUUUCGAGUUGAACCUGCAAGAGCAGAGAGUGACUGGAAGAGGAAAGAAAGAGGGGCCUCUUAUUGUGACAGAGGAGCUGCACUGCAUCUGCUUUGAGUCGGAACUCCGCCAGUCAGGUCUGGAAAUCAAACUAGGGACCAUCUCCCUGCCCAUCGUGGUCAUCUCCAACUGCAACCAGCUGCCCAGUGGCUGGGCCUCCAUCCUGUGGUACAACAUGCUGACCAGCGAGCCCCAGGACCUGGAGUUCUUCCUGAGCCCUCCGACAGUGUCCUGGGGUCAGCUGUCCGAGGUGCUGAGCUGGCAGUUUUCCUCUGUCACCAAGAGGGGGCUCAAUGAUGAGCAGCUAGGCAUGCUGGCUGACAAACUACUGGGCCAGAAAGCACAGAGGAAUCCUGAGGGCCUUAUCUCCUGGACCAUGUUCGGUGCUGUCAAGAGCCUCAGUGAGAAUAGCGUUCCCUUCUGUCUGUGGAUCGAAGACAUCCUGGACCUCAUCAAGAGACAUCUGCUGUCCCUGUGGAAUGAUGGUUGCAUCCUGGGCUUUGUGAGUAAGGAGAGGGCAAAGGCCAUGCUGACUGGGAAGUGUCCAGGCACGUUCCUUCUGCGCUUCAGUGAGAGUAGCAGAGGCGGAGCCAUCACAUUCACUUGGGUGGAACACGACCUAAACGAUAAGCCUGUAUUCCAUGCUGUGGAGCCUUGUACCAAGAAGAAGCUGUCUGUCAUCUCUCUACCUGAAAUCAUCCGCAACUACAAGGUGAUGGCAGCUGGGAACAUCCCAGAGAACCCACUCUGCUUCCUCUACCCAGACCUCCCCAAAGACGAGGCCUUCGGAAAGUUCUACACCAGGGCCUCAAAGGCAUCAGAGCCCAUGGAUGUGGAGAGUCCCACUGGCACAGGAUACAUACAGAAAGUUUUCAUUACAGUGUCGGAAGUUCACCCAUCUAGACUGCAAGACAAGAUGAUGCUCAUGCCGCCAAAAGUGUUUGAAGAGCUGGAAAGUUGGCUAGUGCUCCAUUUUUGGAGUGGAAGUCCUAAGAAUAUUUAUACUGCUGUGAUGACUGCAGAGUUUGAGAACAAACUGGACUUGGACCGCAACUGAACACACUGGACUUGGACCGCAAGCUUGAUGAAAACUCUGAAAAGGGCGUUCCCUUUCAGUCCUUAUAAAUUGCUACACAAACAAGUCAUAUAAGCAUGAUUUACAUUACUCAUUAUUAACACUGGUUUCUGCAUGUGACUGACGAGGCUUCUUCUCUCAGCUGGGAACUUGAAACUGAGAUACUCCUUUUGGUUCCCAGAGCAAUGUUCUGGGCGUACUGUCAAUUGGUCUGAGGUCGGUCAUCUGCAAGAACCAAGAUAGCCUUGAAUUGUACAUUUCUUCUCACUCUCUCUCUGCAGACAGUACAAUUUUCUCACAAGUUUUAAAUAUCUGAAUUGAUAAACUGGUGCUGUAAAUAAUCAUGUACUCACUGCACUGGAAGCAAUUCAUACUUUGUUAAUUUGGUGAUCAUUUGAAAAUUCAUGGAAUUAAUUAAUGAAGAUACCCAAGUCUUCACAUGCCUAAAUUCAAGAAUAUAGUGGGAGUAAAGGGAUAUAUCCAUAUUUAAAGUUCUUUAUUUAUUGUUUGAUCAUUGAAAUAAAUAUAUCUCCAUUGCCUGCAACACACAGCUAAAGCAGAUAUACUUGAAUGAAAACAAACUGAUGAUGACAGUAUACACCUGUGGUACAUUCAAAAUAAUUAGUUAAUGUUGAAGUUGACCUGCACCUACAUAGGGGAACAAUAAACACUCAUACAUACGAGGCUUCUUGUGCAACAGGGACUGGGGAGACAAAGUCAAGUCAAAUCCAAUGAAAGCAACACUGAAUACUUGAGAUGAGUUAUUCAAUAUAAAUAUAUAUUCAUCAAGUCACAAGUAAGUUGCCUUAGGUACUUUUAGAACAAUAGUAUAGGGCUUGAGAUUUUGUUGGCAUGGUCCUCUGUCAUUACCAGAUUUGUAGUCACUGUCCCUCCCAUAGUCAAUAACAAACAAAUAUACACACAGUUCUCACCAAAACAGCCUGCCUUUUCAUUUAUUUUACACUUUUACACUCUAAACAGUUAAACAAUCAAUAUGCGUAUCUGCAUAAAAAGUGAACCAUUAGUUUAUAAUCUGCUUACAUACAGGCCCAUAAGGAUAACUAUUUUAUCUCUACCCAAAAGAGGCAUUUGGGUGAGCAUGGCAAGAUUUAAAGUCCACCGUUGUGGAGUUGUUCCAAACUAAAAACAUUCAUUAAAGUGUAAUGCACUGCCUAUAACUGAAGAUAAAAUCCAUGUAAAACCAAAUAUCUGACAAAUAAGUAAACUUGUGUGACAAGACAUAAUAGCAACACCAUUGACACGGCUGUAUCCAUGAAGUGAUAAAUCAGUGUUUCGAAGAGUUAUGUUUUUCCCUAAAAUUGGACUUAGCAUAGGUGGGGAACCUGUCUGUAAAGAGCACAUGGCUGCUGGUUGAAUUGUAUUGCUCCUGAGGCGGCUCACGUAUAAUAUGCUUUUUCUUUUCUUUUUUAAGUCGCCGACGAGACUAUUCAGGUGGAGCAAACGUACAGAAAAGCUUUGGCUGACACUUAAACAAAUAACCCCCUUACUACUCCAAAAUUAAAAUAAGAUUAUAGAACAAUCAAAUGAUUUUUUAUUUUAUUUUGGAGAAAAAGGUGCAAAACUGUCUAGCUAUCAAAUAGCAAACCAACAAAACUAAACUCACUCCACAUAAUGCCAUACUUUCAAUUCAUAUGAAGCCACUAGGCCUAAAUCAAAAGACCAGAGGUCUUAAACCAUAGCCUGUGGUCCCAGAUCUGUCUGGCCUGUAUAGCCAGUGCCAUAUACAGUCCAAACAGCUUUGCAACCAGGCUACCUAGAUCUGUGAAUGUGUGGAAUAGUUUAACGCAUUCUGCCUCAUAAAUAGUCCAACUUAAGCCUAAUGCACAGUGUGUGGACUUUACCAAUUUCCUUCAAAAGCUGUACCAGUGAGAAUCACUUCAGAUUAAAUAGUAUUUACACUGAAUCCAUCUACCUCUGAUAUUAUAUUACUUUCAGGGAUAUACACACAUUACAUAAAUGUACACGUUAUCUUAUGGAUACGUUCAGGUUUUACAAUGUUGUACAUAAAGAGAAAUGUUUUGUGCACUUAAAUGUAGAAAAUACAUUACACAUCGUGCUGACACACUGAGGGAGAGGUGAGCAGUAUGACAUAAAGCGAAGCGAAAGGAAACAUCAACCCAAAAAACAUCGGGAAAAAGUCAAAGGUCAAUAUUUUUUUAAACACUGUCGUUUUUUCAAAUACUAGAAAUACAAUACUUUUAUACAAAACCAACAAUACAGCAUUAUCAACAGUAUACGUGACCUACCACUAACGUGACAAAGAGACCACACACGGAUAGUUAAUGGGGACAUAGAAAUAGAAUGACUGGAAAGGACCAAGCUGCUCAGAUCACGUAUAUAUAAUUUCAAUGGGAACGUCCGUUCUAGUUAUUUUAUUUCUAUGGAUAUAUAUAAGAGUAUUAGUUUGCUCAUAGUAGGCCAUCAAUGUUCUUCUCUGAUAUCUCCUUCUCUUUGUCCUCAGUGGCACCCCCUGGUGGACUGUACUUGUUGUUGUAGUCCUGGAGCAUGGUCACAACGUCGUGGUGUCCAAAGUGCACUGCCUCUUCCAUUGGUGUGUUACCCCACCUUGAUGGAACGGACAAGAGACAUUGUAAACACUGCUCUUAAAUGGACACGUUUUACAUGAGCUAUGUUUCCAUCCAAUUGGCGACAGAUUUUCACUUGAAUAUUCUCAAAUCUGCAUAAAUAAAAUGUGUGCAGGCUGUGCAAAAGGCUGUGCAUGA
Oncorhynchus masou masou (cherry salmon) is the source of this 7628-nucleotide messenger RNA. RefSeq names its product signal transducer and activator of transcription 1-alpha/beta-like. The transcript is spliced from 44 exons. Gene Ontology annotation, biological process: regulation of transcription by RNA polymerase II; response to peptide hormone; defense response. Gene Ontology annotation, molecular function: RNA polymerase II cis-regulatory region sequence-specific DNA binding; DNA-binding transcription factor activity, RNA polymerase II-specific. NCBI's taxonomy places the organism in Eukaryota, Metazoa, Chordata, Actinopteri, Salmoniformes, Salmonidae. Bases 85 to 4866 code for a protein of 1593 amino acids. The record is from RefSeq and is a predicted model, not a curated record.